Bombus huntii is the source of this 1500-nucleotide messenger RNA. RefSeq lists its product as uncharacterized. The record is from RefSeq and is a predicted model, not a curated record. The transcript has 4 exons. Lineage: Eukaryota; Metazoa; Arthropoda; Insecta; Hymenoptera; Apidae. Bases 253 to 1500 code for a protein of 415 amino acids.
UCGCGUUGAGAACUUGCUAUGCUUCCAUUCACUUGCCCUUAGACAGUUCGCUGUGGAAUGCCGAAGCGUGCAGACGUGUCUCUAGUGCCCAGCGUAGUCCGAAAACAACACGUGUCGCCCAACCGUCGAAAGUGAACACAGCCAAGUGUCCCCUACCCUUUAGGGAGAAGAAAAUCCCACGCACCUAACCCCAACCCGAAAACUAGCCUCAUAGCCUCACGACUAGUUAUUCAUUCCGAAUUAACUAGCUCGAUGAUGGCCCAGCAAUCGCGAACAGGCUCUCCGGAGCAGACUCGCAGCCACCUCGCGCUACCUCCCCCGUGGCAGAAGUGUCGCAGAUCUCUCCGCACCAACGACGCUAAUACUACCAAGAAACGGAAAAUAGAAACAACAACACAAAUAAACACUCACAACAGGUUCGCAGUAUUGGAAUCCUCAAACGACGCCAUGGAAAUCGUAGAACCGCCACCAAAUCAACAAUCACAGAGAAUCCCCCCUCCCCCACCAAUAUUUGUGGACGACGUCAUCGACAUGCAGACAAUGAUCAAGUCCCUAGAGAGAGAUAUCUCCAAGGAGGAUUAUAACCUUAAGAUAAGCAACAAUAAAGUAAAAAUACUGCCGACGAACCCAGAAGCUUACAGAAAACUCACCAAGAUACUCAGGACCCUGAACGCCAACUUCCACACCUACCAACUCAAACAGGAAAGGCCUUUCCGGGUGGUCCUACGAAACAUCCACCACUCAGCAGACAUAGACGAACUCAAAUACGAACUCUCAAAACUCGGCCACGAAGUCAUCAACGCACUCACUCCACUGACCAGUGCGCCAAAUCACCGGAAACCCCAGCGAAAUGCAUCCACUGUCAAGGGGACCAUCCUGCCAACUACAAAGGCUGCUCAGCCUAUAAAACACUAUACACGAACAGACGACACAGCGCUAUUAGCUACCCACGCAGACCCGGUAAUAGCCUCAUCCACUCUCCAGCGAAGUCUCGACUCCAUGGAAAAGUGGUUUCACAAAUGGGGCUUCAACAUCAACGAAAAGAAAUCCUCACAUGUAACCUUCACGCUCCGAAAACAAACCUGCCCCCAGGUCACCAUCAACAAUGCAACAGUUCCUAGCAGGGACACAGUCCGAUACCUGGGCAUGAUCCUGGACAGGAGACUAAUGUGGAAGAAACACAUCUCAGAUAAAACGAAGCAACUAAAGGACAAACUAAAAAAACUCUAUUGGCUCACGGGCCGACGCUCCAAACUAAACAUACAGAAUAAAAUUACCCUCUACAAGACCGUAAUAAAACCUGAAGAUGAAUCACCUGGUCAUCGUACUUACCCUCAUCGAAAUGGCAUAUGGCCUGGUAGGAUACGACUGCAAUGGCAACCACCUCAACGUUACCACCAUCUCUUUAAACUCCAUCGGGGACUGCAGCAUACAGCCUGCGAUGACAGAAACCAAAGACAUUUACAUUCAACUACUGCAACUCUCAGAAUUCGAAUUUAG